AUGAAAUACUUAGUUGUUUUGGCUGUUUUUGCUCUGGCUUUUGCCGCAGAAGAGAAGAAGAAGGAAGAUGGAGGCAAGACUUUUAAGCGGUUGAUUCCCGCUGAUGUCCUCAGAGAUUUCCCUGGCCUCUGCUUCGCGUCAACUCGUUGCGCGACCGUGGAACCUGGUAACCCGUGGGACCUUGCGCCAUUCUGUGGCCGCAGCACCUGCGUCAUCAGCGAGGAUGAGCCACCGAGGCUGUUGGAGCUAGUUGAGGACUGUGGUCCUCUUCCAUUGGCCAACCCCAAGUGCAAACUUGACACUGAAAAGACAAACAAGACAGCUCCUUUCCCCGGCUGUUGUCCAAUCUUCACCUGCGAGGAUGGCGCCAAAUUGGAGUACCCUGAGCUCCCAACACCUCCUCCAGAAUCCGAGACGAAGGAAGAGGAGAAGAAACCCUAA
Messenger RNA from Leptosia nina, 441 nucleotides. The record is from the annotation of a GenBank genome assembly. Lineage: Eukaryota; Metazoa; Arthropoda; Insecta; Lepidoptera; Pieridae.